Arabis nemorensis is the source of this 255-nucleotide messenger RNA. Lineage: Eukaryota; Viridiplantae; Streptophyta; Magnoliopsida; Brassicales; Brassicaceae. The record is from the annotation of a GenBank genome assembly.
AUGGAAGAUGAUGAUACUCCUCCACGUUUCUUCAAAGUUUUCAAUUCCCAUUCUAGCUCAGGUUCUAUGCUGAUUCCCAUUGUCUACUACGAUGAACUUCCCCGUCUUUUGCCCAAAACCGCGAUUCUCCGAGGUUCUGGUGGAUGCAUUUGGAAGGUAGCUAUAGAGAUAAAGAAGAAGCAAGAAGAGGUGUAUUUUGGAAAAGGAUGGACUAAAUUCUCUUACCGAUGGAGACUUCUUAACAUGUGUGUAUAA